CGGGGAGCGGCCCAUCCCGGAAGUGGGUGAGACUGCUGUGCUGGGACCACGGGGAUCGGUCAUGGCUGCGAACUUGAGCCGUAACGGGCCGGCGCUGCAGGAGGCCUAUGCAAGCGUGGUCAACGAGAAGUCCCCGACUGACUGGAGAAGAAUGCUGGUACUUCUGCCGGAGCCAUGGCGAGAUGAAUGAAAGAACAAUGUGGCAAUAAAAGGGCUCUUUUUACCUACGAAGGCAACAGCAAUGACAUCCGUGUGGCUGGCACUGGAGAGGGGGGCCUGGAGGAGCUGGUGGAGGAGCUCAACAGUGGGAAGGUGAUGUAUGGCUUCUGCCGAGUGAAGGACCCCAACUCUGGCCUGCCCAAGUUCGUCCUUAUCAACUGGACUGGCGAGGGUGUGAAUGAUGUGCGGAAGGGAGCAUGCGCCAACCAUGUCAGCACCAUGGCUAGCUUCCUGAAGGGGGCCCAUGUUACCAUCAACGCCAGGGCUGAGGAGGAUGUGGAGCCUGAGUGCAUCAUGGAGAAGGUGGCUAGGGCCUCGGGCGCCAACUAUGCCUUCCACAAGGAAAGCAGCCGCUUCCAAGACACAGGCCCCCAGGCCCCAGUGGGUUCUGUGUACCAAAAGACCAAUGCUGUAUCUGAGAUCAAAAGGGUUGGCAAAGACAGCUUCUGGGCUAAAGCCGAGAAAGAAGAAGAGAAUCGCAGGCUGGAAGAGAAGCGGCGGCUGGAAGAGGAACGGCAGCGGCUGGAGGAAGAGCGGCGGGAGCGAGAGCUGCGGGAAGCUGCCCUCCGGGAGCAGCGCUACUUGGAUAGAAGCGAGGCAGCUGACCCUCCCAGUUCUCCCUCCUCCCCCAGCAGGAAGUAUGACCAGCAGGAAGUGAUUUCAAGGAACAGAGCGGAUCAGGCGGCGCACCCACGGGAGAUUUUCAAGCAGAAGGAGCGAGCCAUGUCCACCACUUCUCUCCCCAGCCCCCAGCCAGGCAAGCUGAGGAGCCCAUUCCUGCAGAAGCAGCUUACUCAACCAGAGACCUCCUUCAACAGAGAGCCAGCUCACACUGUCUCAAAGCCCAGUGCAGAGUCAGAGCAGGCUGCAUCCUCCCUUGCAGAUGCCCAUGAAGAACCGGCUCCCAGUGCCCCUGUGUAUCCAGUGCAAGCAGAAGAGGAGGAGGAGGAGGAGGCCGUGUACGAGGAGCCCCCAGAACAGGAAGCCUUCUAUGAGGAGCCACCCAUGGUGCAGCAGCAGCACGCCGCCGGCACUGAGCAUGUUGAUCACUACCUGGGGCUGAGCGGGAAGGGCCUUUGUGCCCGGGCCCUGUACGACUACCAGGCAGCCGACGAGACAGAGAUCUCUUUCGACCCUGAGAACCUCAUCACGGGCAUCGAGGUGAUUGAUGAAGGCUGGUGGCGUGGCUAUGGGCCAGACGGCCACUUUGGCAUGUUUCCUGCCAACUACGUGGAGCUCAUUGAGUGAGGACCCUUCACUGUUGCCUAGUGCUGAGGACCACCCCCACCUCCCCCCCCCCAAAAGGCGACUUCCUUAUUGCUGGAAGUUAUGGUACAAGAGGUGCAUGUGGCAUUCUUCCAGAAACGGGACCCCAGUGAAGGCAAAGCCUCGAGUCUUUCUGGCUUGGGUGGCUAGGCCUUAGCACUUCAAUGCAGCAAUAACCUGGUGGUGAUAUCCAAACAUGCUUCCAAAUAUUUCCCAGGCCCUCCAAGUGGCCCAUCCCUUAUCCCUAACAGAGGGAGUGGAGCCAAGCCUUGGUGGCCUCUGCCUGAGGAGAAGAGCACUGCCCAGCUGGGGGUUUGGGCAGGGGUUCCCACACGACUGCCUCUACAUUUGCCUUUCUUCCCCCUCCCUCCUUUUCCUCUUGGCUUCUAAGGGGGUGGUGGUGGCUACAGCUGCUUAGUGACCAAUGGUAACAGUGACCUUAACAGUUUAUGACCAAAGUCUGAGUGGGCCAUCAGAGUUUGGGCCACAAUAGGUCAUCUUUCUGUACACUGCUCUGUACCCCCACCCCCAUUUCUUUCUCCCUCUGCCUGGACUGCGGGCAGUGGGGACUGGGAUGGCCACACUCCUGUCUCCACGUGCAAAGGGAGGAGAAAGCACCAACAGACCUGCUGUGUCCUUCCACGCGAUUGACUUGUCUGCUGGCCCUGGCACCCGAUCACCCGAUUCCAGUUCAGGAAAAGUCAUCAGAACAGUUCAGGCCGGCACUCUGCCCUGUUCUUGUUCUAGGCCACCUGGACUGCUUUUGAAUGAAAGUUGCUUACACCAGGACCUGACUCUGACCCAUCCUAUUGUAAUCUGAACCCCCGUGUGAAAACAAGCCUCUUCCUAGGUGUCUGCAGUGUGUAUGCGUGUGCCCCCCUCACUGCUAGCCACCAGGUAGGGAUAUAAAUGUUGAAGUGUGGCUGAA
This is a messenger RNA of Erinaceus europaeus (western European hedgehog), 2413 nucleotides long. It is a transcript of the gene DBNL, whose product is annotated as drebrin like. Gene Ontology annotation, molecular function: actin filament binding. Gene Ontology annotation, biological process: postsynaptic actin cytoskeleton organization; regulation of actin filament polymerization; positive regulation of dendritic spine morphogenesis. NCBI's taxonomy places the organism in Eukaryota, Metazoa, Chordata, Mammalia, Eulipotyphla, Erinaceidae. The transcript is spliced from 14 exons. Bases 187 to 1467 code for a protein of 426 amino acids. The record is from RefSeq and is a predicted model, not a curated record. Gene Ontology annotation, cellular component: site of polarized growth; postsynaptic density; dendrite.